AUGAGAUCGCUCGAUGCGGGUAUCUGGGUAUUAUCUGGGCCCCUGCAUGUGGCAACGCAAUCGGAGCGCCCCCUGGUGGCCAACUUUGGCGCGCCCGCCCAGAAGAAACAGUUUCUUCCCAACAUCCUAAACGGCACCGUUAGAUUCUGCCUAGGAGUGACCGAGCCGGACGCCGGUUCCGAUGUCGCUGGCAUCACGACCACCGCAGUCCGCCGCGGUGACAAGUACAUCGUAAACGGGGCCAAGAAGUGGAUCACCAAUGGGAUAUUUGCCGAUUACUGUACUACUGCGGUAAGAACCGGCGGCCCCGGUGCCAGGCGGAUUUCAGCCCUGAUCAUUCCACUCGACGCUGUCGGUGUUACCCGUCGUAAGAUUGAAAACUCGGGUGUAGCUGCAAGCGGGUAUACAUACAUUGAGUUCGAUGAGGUUGAGGUACUGGGUUAUAAUCAUGUGGGUGGUGAGGGCGUUGCCGUUAUUGAGCCGAUUCAGGGUAAUUUUGGCGGUCUUCCCGUCACGAAGCACUAUGAGGCCGCUGCUGUCUCUCACUUGGCUGAUGAAUACCGCAAUCUCUCUUACCCCGUAGCCAAGUGCGCGCUGGAAACUUUUCAGAUUCGGGACGAGCACGUGAAGGCGCAAGAGCGGAUUUUGUGCGAGGCUUCGGACGCCUGGGUGGUUGAGGAUUCGCUCGUGGUCAGCGAGCUGCGGCACGGCUUUCGGCGAGACGAUGGAGACGGCGCCCUAAGCCAGGCGAAACAGCAGGCAUGGGAGGAGCUGCGCGACAAGCAUUACAGGGCCCCUGAGGCAGCGUGCAACAACGGCACCAGGAAAGAAGUCAAUUGCUCGCACGAGAUCGUGUUAAUCUCUUACUUGACUCAGACUCUCCGUUCCUUGAGCUCUGUGCCCUCGCCAGUCAUGGAUGACUCGUCUCCGGCGGCCUCUCUAGUCGCUGGUAUCGGCAAAGUUUGCGGAAGAGCAUACUUGGUCCUAUCUCACAUUCCGACGUUGAGUGAGGGUGCACGAAAUGAGCUUACUGUAUUGAAACAAAACCGAGUCACGCAGAUGGCGACGGAAAAUGAUCUCCCAAUGAUCGACCUGGUUCAAUCGGCCGGUGUUUUCUUACCUCAACAAUUCAAGGUCUUUCAUAAACGAGGCCAGAUAUUUCGCGACCUAGCCAUCCGGAGCGCACAGGGUAAGCCCAAUUGUACUGUGGUAUUUGGCUCAUCAACGGCCGGCGGCGCUUACCACCCUGCCAUGUCUGACUACACCAUCUUUGUUGAAAAUCAGGCGCAGGUCUUCCUGGGCGGCCCUCCCCUAGUGAAAAUGGCGACUGGAGAGGUCGUUGACGCGGAAACUCUCGGCGGAGCCAAGAUGCACGCGUCGAUUACUGGCCUCGCCGAUAGGACCGCCUCGGAUGAGUAUGACCAGACGCUAACACCCUCGACUGUCCAUCUACGCCCAAGGGGACAUGAAAGACUAAUCCUGCGGUAA
This is a messenger RNA of Scedosporium apiospermum, 1488 nucleotides long. RefSeq names its product Methylcrotonoyl-CoA carboxylase. NCBI's taxonomy places the organism in Eukaryota, Fungi, Ascomycota, Sordariomycetes, Microascales, Microascaceae. The transcript has 10 exons. Bases 1 to 1488 code for a protein of 495 amino acids. The record is from RefSeq and is a predicted model, not a curated record. Gene Ontology annotation, molecular function: acyl-CoA dehydrogenase activity.